This is a messenger RNA of Panicum virgatum (switchgrass), 1669 nucleotides long. RefSeq names its product putative disease resistance protein RGA1. Bases 25 to 1335 code for a protein of 436 amino acids. NCBI's taxonomy places the organism in Eukaryota, Viridiplantae, Streptophyta, Magnoliopsida, Poales, Poaceae. The transcript has a single exon. Gene Ontology annotation, molecular function: ADP binding. The record is from RefSeq and is a predicted model, not a curated record.
UCUUCCACCUGCUGAGAGAGUCCCAUGAUGGACAUUGUCCUUCCUGCUGUCCUGGGCGAGCUGGCUUCUAGAUCCAUAAAUUUCUUCAUCAGCAAAAGAUCCAAGCCGUCGGUGAUGGUUGUGGCGGAUAGACUGCAAAGGGUUCUUCUCCGAGCUCAGGUCAUCGUUGAUGAGGCCAUGGAACGGCAGAUCACAAACCAAGCUGUGCUCCAGCAGCUGGACAUGCUUACAGACACCAUGUACCGCGGCUAUUACAUCCUCGACACCUUCAGAUACCAAUCUCACAGCGAAGAGGAGGCCAAAGGUCAGGUCAUGAGCAACUCUUUAUCUCUGUGGAAAGUAAAUUGUCUACAAGGCUUUUGUUCGUCCAAUAGAAACACACUGAUUUUGGAACAACUGCAAAAGUCGCUUGAUGAUUUAAGCUCUAUGAUCAUUGAUGUGGAAGGGAUAGUCGUGUUCUUGAUGAGCUAUCCACUCCUAUACCGCCAACCUUAUAGCAUGCAUCUCCUGGUGGGAAAUUGCAUGUUUGGGCGCCAGAUGGAGACUGAACUUGUCAUAAGCUUCCUAUUGCACACACAACCUCAUGGUCCCAGAGAACUAGAGGUCCUGCCAAUCGUUGGUCCCGGUAAAGUUGGCAAGACCACCCUUGUUGCUCAUGUUUGUAAAGAUGCAAGGGUCCGUAAACAUUUCUCAGAAAUACAUUUCUUGCACGGGCAUGACCUCACAGGUGUUGACCUUGCUGCCCUCAAAGAAGGAUAUGUAACGGAACAUCAAAAUCAUGGAUCAAAUUCAAACAAAGAGGGAAGAAGAGUACUUAUUGUUGUUGAGUUAGUUGGCACUCUCACCGAAGAUGAAUGGAAUAGGUUUUAUUCUGCUUCUAUUCAACAUGCACCAAGCGGUAGUAAAAUCAUUGUCAUAAGCCAGUCUGAUGAAAUCAUAAAGUUUGGAACAACCCGGCCACUAAGUCUGAAGUAUCUGUCCCCUGAAGCAUACUGGUAUUUCUUCAAGAUGCACACAUUUGGAAGCAUGGAUCCUGAGAUGCAUCCGAGGCUUGCCCGCAUGGCCAUGGAGAUAGCCGGGAUGAUGAAGUGCUUCAUUAGUGCAAAUAUGGUUGGUUCUUUGCUGAGGGACAACAUUGAUUUCCACUUUUGGUGCAAGGUUUUGGCCUUCUUGAGAGGAAUGAUCAAGAAGCAUGUCUCUAAAUUUGGUGUGCAUCCAUUUGAUCUUCUAAAUGAGAAAAGCCUGCACAUGUUGGGAGAAUGUUUAUACCUUCUGAAGAUCUUGUGCUUCAUUACGAAUACCAACACUCUUCACAAGAUGAUGUUCCGAAGAUAAGAGUCCAAGAUGUGAUUUAUGGAAGUAUUAAGGCUCAUGGGAAAUUCGAGGUUCUAGGAUGGACAUCCCGAAUACCGCCCUACCAUAGCUAUGUAACUGUAUGUGAGAUUCGAGGGCGAAAAUCUGCGGGUACAAAGAGGAAGCGUCCUAUGAAAAACGGAGUCACGUUUUAUUAAUUUUUCUGUUACUAUGUGUUAUGUAUGUAGCCAUGUAGUGAUUGUGUUUUGAUGGGGUGUCACAAGUAACAACAUUGUCAUGACUUGAUCUUACAGGUUAUAAAAUUGCCAAACUGUACUACUACCUAGUCGUGUAUAAAGAUUGUUUAUUGACAGAA